Messenger RNA from Trichoderma harzianum CBS 226.95, 1821 nucleotides. RefSeq lists its product as hypothetical. The transcript has 2 exons. The record is from RefSeq and is a predicted model, not a curated record. The coding region runs from base 315 to 1610 and encodes 431 amino acids. NCBI's taxonomy places the organism in Eukaryota, Fungi, Ascomycota, Sordariomycetes, Hypocreales, Hypocreaceae. Gene Ontology annotation, biological process: L-leucine catabolic process. Gene Ontology annotation, molecular function: flavin adenine dinucleotide binding; 3-methylbutanoyl-CoA dehydrogenase activity.
GCAGCUUUCUUUUUUGCUUAGCUUGUCCGUCAUCAUCCCUUUUUUCCAUUUCUUUCUGACUUCUCUUCUUCAUUUCGCUUAUUGUUGCUUGUCAUCUUUCGUCAAUCUCACUGAGUCUGUAGAGUACAGAGUACAGAGUUGCAUAGAUUCAUCUUCUUCUUUCUCGCUGGAACAUCAACCCGGCCGGUACAGCCUCUCAGAAAUCCACACAAGCCUCUAAUAAUACAUACGCCGCUGCUAGCCAGCUUCACUUCCUCUCUCUCCGUCUCACUCUCACUCUCUCACUUUCUCUCAUCAACAACCAUCAAUUCAUCAUGGCCAGCCUCAGAUCCUUCUCCAGACUCGCCCGCCCCGUGCGGCCAUCCAUCUCCCUCCGCCCUGCCGCCUUCUCUCCAGCCUCCUCCAUCUCAUGCCAGAAGCGACUGCACUCCCAGAAGCACCCCAAGGGCUUCGUUCCGCCAUCACAAGAGGAGCUGGACGAGCUGCGCGAGCGUGUCUACGACUUCACCCGCCGCGAGAUCCCCGAGGAGCUCGCCGCCAAGACGGACAAGUCAAAUGCCUUCCCCAUGGAGAUGUGGGAGAAGAUGGGCGAGGCCGGCUUCCUGGGCGUAACUGCUGAUGAGGACUACGGCGGUCUGGGCAUGGGUUAUCAGGCGCACUGUAUCGUGCUGGAGGAGAUGUCGCGCGCCUCGGGUUCUAUUGCCCUGAGCUAUGCCGCGCACUCGCAGCUGUGCGUCAACCAGAUCUCGCUCAAUGGCAGCCCCGAGCAGAAGCAGAAGUACUUGCCCGGCCUCAUUGCGGGAACCAGCGUCGGCGCUCUGGCCAUGUCCGAGUCCGGCUCCGGCUCCGACGUCGUGAGCAUGCGCACCUCGGCCAAGGCUGUGGACGGCGGCUACGUGCUCAACGGCACCAAGAUGUGGAUCACCAACGGCCCUGAUGCCCACGUUAUCGUCGUCUACGCAAAGACGGAGCCGGAGAAGGGCUCCAAGGGCAUCACCGCCUUCCUGGUCGACACCAAGGCCGAGGGCUUCUCCUGCGCCCGCAAGCUCGACAAGAUGGGCAUGCGCGGUUCAAACACGGGUGAGCUCGUCUUUGAGAACGUCUUUGUGCCCACCGAGAACAUCCUCGGCAAGGUCAACGGCGGUGUCCGCGUCCUCAUGGAGGGUCUCGAUCUCGAGCGUCUUGUCCUCAGUGCCGGUCCCCUGGGCCUCAUGCAGGCCUCUCUUGACGUCGCCCUGCCGUUUUCCCACCAGCGCAAGCAGUUUGGCCAGCCCAUUGCCCACAAUCAGCUGAUCCAGGGCCGUCUUGCCGACAUGUACACCAAGUUACAGGCCUCGCGCGCCUACACGUACAACACCGCCCGCAUGGUGGACGAGCAGGGCGUUAUCCGUACCGAGGACUGCGCUGGUGCCAUUCUUUACGCUGCUGAGAGGGCGACGGAGGUUGCGCUUGACUGCAUCCAGCUGCUGGGCGGCAUGGGCUACACCGAGGAGAUGCCCGCGUCUAGAAUACUAAGAGAUGCCAAGCUGUACGAGAUUGGAGCUGGUACCUCGGAGAUUCGCAGAAUGGUCAUUGGACGCGCCUUUAACAAGAAGUAUGCCAAUGCCUAAGUCAGGUUGAGCCAAUGAUAAAAAGAGAAAUAAACAAAGACCAAGAUUAAAAAAAAAGUUGAAAAUCUUUCAAGUGUUAUUGGGAUACACUAGAAUGAUACAUGGGCGCACCUUUUGCUACUUUGUAUAAGAAUGUUGAUACAACGAGACUUCUGUAUAUAACCGUACUUGAUAUCAAUUCAAAAACACUUGUAAUACUUAAUUCACUAUC